Messenger RNA from Fonticula alba, 1193 nucleotides. RefSeq lists its product as hypothetical. The record is from RefSeq and is a predicted model, not a curated record. Gene Ontology annotation, biological process: ribosomal large subunit biogenesis; ribosomal large subunit assembly; nuclear-transcribed mRNA catabolic process. Gene Ontology annotation, cellular component: nucleolus; preribosome, large subunit precursor. The transcript has 7 exons. Lineage: Eukaryota; Rotosphaerida; Fonticulaceae. Gene Ontology annotation, molecular function: RNA binding. Bases 70 to 831 code for a protein of 253 amino acids.
CCCUGCCCCACUCCUUCCCCCGACUGUCCCAGUGAGCAUUACCCCCCGGAAUCUCCGACCUUAGGAACAAUGGCCCGCUCCCGCCGCGCGAAGCUCGUCUCCCUGACCAACACCACCAAGCGUGGCCGUGAGCAGAAGGAGAACCUCAUUACCGAGAUCCAGGAGGCCAUCGAGCGCUUCAACAACAUCUAUCUUUUCUCCGUCGAGCACAUGCGCAACACCUUCCUGAAGGACAUUCGUGCCGACCUGCCGGAUUCGCGCUUCUUCUUCGGCAAGAACCGCGUCAUGUCCAAGGCCUUCGGUGUGGCCCUCUCGGACGAGCCGCACCCCGGCCUGGCGGAGAUCGGCCGCCGUCUGGUCGGCAAUGUUGGUCUCCUGCUGACCAACCGCCCGCACGAUGAGAUCGUCGACUACUUUGCCACCUUCUCCAAGACCGACUAUGCUCGCGCUGGUGCCAUCGCCUCUGAGACCAUCGAGCUGUCCGCCGGCCCGGUUUUCCGUGGCAUCAACCCCGUGGCCCAUCCCAUGGAGCCCACCCUCCGUCAGCUUGGCAUGCCCACCAGCCUUGUUCAGGGUGUUGUUACCCUCCAGCGCGAUUUCACCAUCUGCACCAAGGGCCAGGCCAUCACCUCUGAGCAGUCCCACCUCCUCAAACUCCUCCUCGUCCCGCUCUCGGAGUUCCGCGUCACCCUCCUGGUUCACUGGAUCAAGCCCUCUGCCGAGCAGGAGGAUGUCGAUCGCGCGUCCACCUUCGAGCUUCUUGUCUCUGAGGACCAGAUGCCGGAGACCCUGCGGGGCCUGAGCGCUACCCCCGAGAUUGCCAGCUCCUAAAGGGGAGAUAGAGAGAGGGGGGGACGAGAAUAUUGCAAGAGCGAGUGUGCGAGCGUGCAUGCCUCCUCUGGCUCUCAUGACAAGAGGGGGGCAACUGAGCUGCGGCGUGUCCCCUUGCUGGCUCUCCCCAGGCUCGGGACGCUACAGCCUCGUGUCUUCCAAAAAAAAAAUCCCCCCCUCUUUGCGACACGGUGUCGCUCGCCACCACACCACUACCACCGCUAGAACCACGCGCAAUCCCCGUAUCAUAGCGCCAUGCCAGAGGGCCGCUAUGUCGCUGCCGUGCGGCAUCCGAGAAGGCGGCCUCCCCCGCAUGAUGUGCCCCUGUGCUCGCGUUACGAAAAAUAAAAAACUCCUACACA